ACACUUUCCGUCAAGAAAAUAGCAUAAAGAUUAAAACGAAACGGAACUAUGCGACAGAGAAAAGAAAAACCAUUAUGUCGUUGAUUUAUGAAUAAACGAAGGACACUAAAAAUAUUCUAUCAAGGUUGCCGGGAUAGCUAAAUAUUAGAGCUGAUUACUACCACUCCAUAUGAAAUAAUACAUGUUACUAAUGUUUACGUUAGUUGAGUGUUUCGGAAUGAUAUAAAAAUAAAAGGCACUUCUACCGAAAGGUUACUUCUUCUUAAGAAUAUAAGAAACGUAAAUUUUAUUUUAGAACACUAACUGAAAAGUAACGCAGUAGAUAAGCUUUAUACGUAUUGUGCAACAAGAACCUGUUUAACUCUCAAAAACACGUGCGAUAUAGAAUAGUUGAUAGAUGUAUUAGUGUUCGUAAUACAACAGUCAUUUCGAAAGUUAUCAUGAGUUAUUCUGUUGAGAAAAAGUGUUUACUUAUUUACAAGCAGUGACAGUUCACGUAUGCAUUUCUGUUUUAAGGUACAGUCAAAUGGACUAUUUUGGGUGUACAAGGUCAACACGAUUCAUUCGUUGCUUCAGCUGGUGACGUUGUGUUCAUUCCGCAGGGACAUCUUCAUUACUUUGAAAAUGCAGGCGAAACGAAUCUCACUGUUUUGGUUGUAUUCAACACUAGUGUAGCUGAGUCUGACGAUGACAUUGGAAUUGUUGCAUCUAUUAGCGCUAUGCCAACAGAUGUACUGUCGGCCGUGUUUGGUGUAUCACAAGAAGCAUUUGAAAACAUACCGAAAAAUUUUACUCGAGCGCCGAUUGUAUUCAAAAGAAAACAAUAA
Molecule: messenger RNA, 827 nt
Organism: Didymodactylos carnosus
Lineage: Eukaryota; Metazoa; Rotifera; Eurotatoria; Philodinida; Philodinidae
Source: the annotation of a GenBank genome assembly